Molecule: messenger RNA, 2911 nt
Organism: Amphiprion ocellaris (clown anemonefish)
Lineage: Eukaryota; Metazoa; Chordata; Actinopteri; Pomacentridae
Product: alpha-1,6-mannosyl-glycoprotein 2-beta-N-acetylglucosaminyltransferase
Exons: 2
Coding region: 253-1509 (418 amino acids)
Biological process (GO): oligosaccharide biosynthetic process; protein N-linked glycosylation
Cellular component (GO): Golgi stack; Golgi membrane
Molecular function (GO): alpha-1,6-mannosylglycoprotein 2-beta-N-acetylglucosaminyltransferase activity
Source: RefSeq, a predicted model, not a curated record
GCAGAAGCUCUGAAGUAUGUCAGGGUGAAGAUCUUCUUCCUGGUCAGAGCUGGUGACACCUCGCUGCUGGAGCUGCUGCUAAAGAAGACAGACUUUCUGAUAAAUGUCCCGGAGUUCUGGAGAAAAGAGGAGUAAAGGCAGCAGUCAGAGGAAUAAAAGCAGCGGUCAGAGAGGAAAAGACGCAGAAAGUCUCCAGGAGUUUAGGAUGAGGAUCAGGUGACUGACCGGAGAGAGUUUCUAACUGGGAUUAAAAUGAGGUUCCGGCUGCUGAAGCGGAACCUUCUGGCUCUGCUCGGAGUUUCCUUCGUGGUCGUGACUCUCCUGUUUUCUACACGUGUGCUGAUAGUUUCUGAGGAUGGAGGAGGAGACGCCGGGGGCCCCCAGCAGGGGCCCCGGGCCGGCCGCUCCGGUCCGGUGACGUUUAACUUCGGCUCGCUGUCGGACCUCAGCCAGUCCGUCUACAGCGCCAACUACCGGCAGUGCGUCCACAACCAGGACCGGUUUCCAGGAGAUCCUCAGCUGGUGCUGGUGGCUCAGGUCCACAACAGACCAGAGUACCUCCAGCUGCUCAUCAGGUCUCUGGAGAAAGCUGCAGAGGUCCACAGCUUCCUCCUCAUCUUCAGCCACGACUAUUUUUCAGAGGAAAUCAACUCCAUUGUGCAGCGGAUCAGUUUCUGCAAAGUGCUGCAGAUUUAUUUCCCCUUCAGCACUCAGCUGUAUCCCAGCCAGUUUCCUGGACAGGAUCCACGAGACUGCCCUCGAGACAUGUCCAAGGACGACGCCAUGAAGACGGGGUGCCUGAACGCCGGCCACCCCGACUCCUACGGACACUACCGGGAGGCCUUCAUCACACAGACCAAACACCACUGGUGGUGGAAGCUGCACUUUGUGUUCGAGCGUGUCCAGGCCAUGCAGGGCUACGGCGGCUUCGCUGUCUUCCUGGAGGAGGACAACUACAUCCUGCCAGACUUCUUCCACUUCUACAAAUCCAUGCUGGAGUUCAGGAGGAGCAGCUGCCCUGACUGCGACCUGCUGGUUCUGGGGAACCACGACGGCGUGAAGGACUUCAGUAGGUUGACCAACAAGGUGCUGACCACCGGCUGGAUGUCUACCAAACACAACAUGGGCAUGGCCAUCUCCAGGGAGCUGUACUACAAGCUGAUGGGCUGCAGCAGCGAGUACUGCACCUACGACGAAUACAACUGGGACUGGACGCUGCAGCACCUCUCAGGAACCUGCAUAUCGAAGCCCCUCAAGGUUCUAGCAGCUCAGGGCUCCAGGGUUCUCCACACUGGAGACUGUGGGCUCCACCAGAAGGAGAACUGCAGGCCAGAAUGGGCCUUGCAGAAGGUGGAGGAGAGCCUCCAGACAGCCAGGGAGGACCUCUUCCCUCCAUCUCUGGUCCUCAGCGGAGCAGAAGCUGCAGAGCAUAAAGCUCACAUGAAGAACGGAGGAUGGGGAGACGUUCGAGAUCAUAGUCUGUGUAAAAACUAUGCCAAACUCCUCUGAACUGGGCCAAAUAUUCUGCAGAUGUGCCAUCUAAAGGACUUUCAGGGGCUUAAUGUUGUUUUUUCUUUCUCUCUUCUAAGAAAUGGAACCAAACAUUUCACCAAAGCUGCAGUGGUGCCAAAACCCGUUCCUUCAUAUCUGAGGUGUUAAAGCAGGUCUGGGCGACUGACUAAGCAAACAGUAGAUUAGAUUUACUGCUCAGUGAUAAACAGUAAACCAUCAGGAGAUCUGCAGGUUUAUGUGUAAAUCUGUUUCUGACGGGGAACAGCGCAUGUAGUUUAUUCUCUAGGAUUAAUGAUUUUAUGUUUUCUGAUUUUUAUGGUACGUUUUAAAGGCACAUUUCCAGACUCUAGUUUAAGACAAUCUUCACUAAAAGGGUAAAGUUUAAACCACAGCUGGUUCUUAAGUCAACCAUUGAAUUUAAUGAUUUCUUUUAAUAUUAUCUAUGUUACUGAAUGUAAUCUUCAGUUUGUCUGUUUGUCUGCAGGGUUUUUUUCCAGGUAUUAUUUCAGACUCUUAUUUAAUCGGUCUGGUUGUGAAAACAGGAGCUGAGCUGGUUUUUCUUUGAGGUGAAGGGACGACUCUAUUUGCUUUCUGAUGGUUAAAAGUGACCUUUUGGAACCAGGAUUUCCGCUGUGCAAACACCUGAUGCUGCAUUUCUAGAUUUGCACCUUUCUGUGAACUGAUUUUGGGAUGAGAGAACAGAAUGAACUGCUUUGUGAUGUUAUAUUUUUUGUGUGAAAAAGGAAAAAUGUUUCCUGUUCUCCUUCUGUUGAUAAAGUUUCCUUUUUGCCUUUUGUAAAAAAAAAGAGAAUGAACAGAAGCAUAAUGAUGCUUUGCUGCCUUUAAUCUGACCAAAAGUGCCUUAUUGUAGAAAUUUAGGACAUUUUAGAGGUGCUCUGUCAAUGACCAAGUACUUAUACAACCUUUUUCCAAAGCGGGGAACUCACAUUUGUCCUGAGAGAUGUUUUAUACUGGGGUCUUUAUUUGUUUGAUUUUGAGGGAAAUUUAAAUUUAAAUGCUGAUUUCUAAAAGAAGAGUUUUUGCAGCACUGGCAUUGUCCUCCUGGCCAUAGAUCUGUGGUUUAUCCUGAUGUCUGUGCACGCUGGUGUGCACGUUGCUGUGCCUUAUGGAGAUCGCUGAUGUAGAAUUAUGCAAUGGAUUUGAUAAAAUAAAUUCUAUUUUUGUUGAAAACACGUGUUUAAAGUGAGCUGAUAUAAACAGAUGUAAAUAUGGACAUCAUGGGAUGUGAGAACGUUUUCUGAUUCUUUAUUAAUCACGACGAGACCAACUUUUUUUGUCUUUUGUGUUUUGGUUGUUUUCAUGUUUCUUUCUGAUCGUCACUUGAAGUUCAUUGUUCACUCUGUUUGCCAAAUGGGAAAAUAAAAAAAAUAUAGUUUUA